UAUAUACAACAAAAUGUAGCUUCUUUGACUCGUUUCUGGUCCUUUCGAAUAACUCCCACGCAGUUUAGCGGAACAGUUCGUUGGUGGGCAAUCUGAUUCAGAUUGACUCUACGGCUAUUACAUCAUGGCUGGAAACAGCGAGGAAAUGGAAUUGAAGGAUUCCGCAGCUCCUGGAUCGCCACAGCAAAAUUACGACUCUUUAAAGGAACUCAACGCUAACAAUGGUAAGCAUAACAAUUUUCUUCUUUCCCUCUGGUUGUAGGUUAAGCCUAAAUGUGAUACGGCUUCGUCGAAGGAUAAAAUCAUUUGCUGCCAAUAACUGCUUUAGUAAAUGCUCACGGUGUAUUUUAAUAUAGACAGAAACAAACCUAAACUUAAACUUGAAUAAAGGCUAACCUUAUUAUUCGAUAACAAUCAAUGACAAUACUUACUAGUCAAAUAUCGGAAAUCGGAUAUUAAAAAAUGGAUAAUAAGAUUUGUUGAGAGUAAUCGGUGAUUACGAUUUUUCAAUUAGCGUUGAUAACCUUUGAUCUUUAUAUUCGACUAAAAUUAGCCACCUUAAGAUUCAUGUUGUUGCAUGUUUUGUAAUAAGAUGGUAAACUAAUGGUCAUAGCACUGAGUGGAGUCCAAUUUGGUUGGUAAUCAUACAAGUGAUAACAAAAUGGGACAACCACACAGCAGGAGUCCAAUUUCUUUUAUCUUGGGUAUGAUUGCAGACCGAAUUGGACAACACAAAGUUCUGUUACCAGUUGAUCAACAUAGGCUUUUUUAACGUGCAUGAGCUAUUUUGAAUGCCUCAGUUUAACUGUACCAAAGAACUACUCUUUUAAUCCUAAACUUGGACUAUUUUUUGCGCAAAAUUGGAUAUUGCUGUACAUUAAUGAAAAUGAAAAACGCUGCCCACCGCUGAGUGAAUCAUCAUACUAUAGAUUCACUUUUCUUUGUCUUUCCUUCGGACAUCUGGUGCAAUGUUAAAGUACUUUGAAUAUCAACUCACCAAACGUUGCUUAGAGGGAGGACUCGAAGGUUUCAGUUAUGUUUCUUUAUGGUUUGUUAAGAUAAUGUGGCUUGUCGAAUACCAAAUAGCUAGGAAAUGUCACAAUUUUCAUCAUUGUUGUAGAUGGUUGCAUCAUUAUUAUUCAUGAGGUUGUCCAGUCUGCUACACAGCCGUUUUUAGUGUUGUCACGCAACACUCCUCCCCACAAAUGGCUGCUGAGAAUCAAACCAUAUUCCUUUCCCGCAGUUAACCAAUAAGAAUGCAGCCCCCAUUUUCUGGAAGGUAUUUGUGCCACGUUUGCGGUACGGUGACUCCUCCAAUCACAGCUUUGCUUUUAUUGGUGCCCCAUGUGAAUGACAGAACAAUCGAAAUCCUCGCAUGAAAACAAGCAAUCAGCUAGAGUGGUGUUGUCAUAGUCGAGUCCUAUUCAAAAUUUAUGAGAUAAGCAGCAGCAGUAAGUGAGUUGAGCAAAUGUGAUGCACAAUGUAAAUGUGCUUAUAAAGUUGCUGGGUAUAGUUUUGGGAAAUCACUCAUCGAUAAUUUUAAGAUUACUUUUGUUUGAAUCAGUACCCUUGAGAGUUCAGUCACACGUACAGCAACACAAUAAGCACAUCCAGCACAUGAAAUUCAUCAUACCUAUGCACGUUAAAAAGAGCCAACCAAUCCUGGUAAAAGUCUUGUAGGUCUAUCAAACUUUUUUUUUCUCUUGGAACUUUGUUUACCGCUUAAAACAAACUUUUCUGCAAAUUAACCUUUUCGUUGCUUGCAGACACAGAGCCCAUCCAAAUUCAGCGACAAUUGAUUGAUUUGUUGAAAAUUGAGAAGUGUGUUUGUUUCCUAGCGCCCUGCGGCUCACGCAAAGUCAAGUUUCGUAAAGUGCACAUUAUAGCAUAUAGAAUGAAAAUCAAAUUAACAUUUCAACAGAUGACGUCAGAUGUCACUGAGACGUCCAGGUUUUGGAUGUGUACGUCACAAUUUGCUGAAUGCUUUUGUGUGAGGUCUUCUGGUCUCCCUUCCCCUUCAAAUUUCAAAUCUCCUCUCUUACAGCCCCUAGUGAAGGCCAGAUACUCAAGCUAGAAACAGGCAUAAGAGGCACCUUGAACAACUCUAGCCUGUUGAGUCCAUUUUAUAACUUGGGCUAGCACUCUCACCUAACUAAUUGCCUAUAAACAGUAUAUGAAAUGAUCUAAACCUACAGUCAUGUACAAAUCACCUAAAAUAGGCCAUUUGCAUCUAAAAGUCAUAAUAUUAUGUGACCUUUCCCAUGCUAAAAUUUUAGCACACAACAUUAAAUAUUCUCCAUCACUUGAAAUUUGGAGUACCCAUCCUUGGCAGAUAGCUACUGGUUCAGGGUUGUUGAUAUUUUUACAAAUAAUGACAGCACUUUUAUUGGAAAAAGAAGAAAAAAUAGAACCAAAAAAACUGUUUGCAACUUGUUUUGUUUACCCGGCAACUUGAAAUCUUAGUGACAACCCUGUGGUUGAUAAUUACAAAUAAUGACAGCACUAUAAAACUGCAACAAUUUUACAGACAUAAUGUAUCAUAGAGGCAUGCAAAGACACUGUUACUGCUGGUAAAUAGAGUGAUUUAACGUUACCAACGAGACAGAUUUUCACAAUCAGUGCCAAAUUGCUGCAAGUAAAAAAAGGAAGACAAAGGGAUUAGUGCAUUAUGCAGGGCUUCUGAUAAAUCCGCGAAAUCCUGCGAAAUUCACAAAAACACGCAAAAUACCACGACAUUCGGUAGAAAUUUCAUCAAAUACAUGUCUGUACAGCAAUUUUGAAACUUGUCUCAGCUACUGGGGGCAUUUACUUGCCGUAAACGCGCAAAUUUAUGUUAAAACUUCAUCACUAAAAUGUGCAAGCAACGUUCCGCAACUACCAGGCAUCGGUUAUGUUGCGAAAAACUAGGCACUAGCCAUGAUGUUUAAGGCUCUGCUAUUGGUUCAUUUCUGGGGCGUAUUGUUGUUGAAAGAGCAAAUGAUGACCUCUGUUAGAAAAACAUUAAAAUCGCCGGUCUGAUCAGGGCAAAACCAAUCAAUUUCUAGCAAAAAUAACCACAAAAUCCGCCGUUUUUUUACCGGUUGCUUUCCGGCCAAGUUUGCCCCAAAAAUGGCGCGGAAUUCCCGCGAAAUCGGGCGAUUGUUGCGCUUUUUUGUCCCUAAAAGUCCCGUGAAAUUUGACUUUUUUUUCCGCAACCUAUCAGAAGCCCUGAUUAUGGCGUAUAGUAGUCUACUACCUAUUCAGGGUGCAAAGGAAGUCAUUUUUAAAGCUUGCCAUUCAGGCAAACUGAAGUUAGCAUAUACUAGCCCAAACAUCAUUUCAACUAGCCCCAUGAACAUUUUAAUGAGUAGAAUUGAUUUCACAGUUCUUCUGUAAUUUGAAUUCCUCAAAAUACUUCACUUGCCCGUUGGGCAAAUUAAGAAAAGAAUUCACUAGCCCGAUAGCAAAAUCCACUAGCCCCAGGCUAUCAGACACUACUUUCUAUGCAUGCUGCUAUUUCACAGAUUAAGUAAGGUCACUCCUUGGACCUCAUCCAGAUACAGUCAACUCUCGCCUUGUGGACACCCCGCUAUACUGGACAGCAGCUAAAUCCCCUCCAAAAAUAUAUUAGAGAUGUUUGACUGAAAUAAACUCCUGCUGUUACGGACUCUCGCUAAAGAGGACACUAACUCAAAGUCCGUACAGUGUCCUCUAUAAAAGGAGUCAGCUGUAAUUAUUAUUUGGAUGAGGUCCAUGGAGUGACCCUCCCUUCCUUCCUCUGUCUUCUUUUAUGUACUUGAAGAAAUUUGCCAUUGGUUGUUAGGGUGAAGAUUUUGCAUGUCAUAACUUCUUCAAAAGCCUGACUGACAAUCUUGAAUGUUAGAUUACUUACUUUUUUUCUUUAUCUCAGAAACUACUGAAAAAACAUAUACUUUGUCUGAUGCUGUAGAGGAAAUUGGGAUUGGAAAGUUCCAGAUUCUCCUCAUUCUAAUGGCUGGCUUUGUCAAUGUAAGUUUUUUAAGCAUCAUGUCAUUUUGCUAUUGAUUGUGUUUGUUUAUUUAUUAUUAGUAUUUACUUAAUCAGCGGAUAGCAAUUUUUGCUCAUUUUGAUUGGCUCCUGUACAUGUAGCUCUGAAUAUCCUUGGUUAUUCACUGUUUUUCGACGAGAUCGAAUCAUUAUCAUGACAUCCCUUGUUUUCACGAAAGUUUCAGAAGACAUCUUUUUAAUGGCAAAUGAAGUAGCUGUACUGGCAAAUACCAAGAAAGCAAUGUAAUUGCCUAGUCAGUGAUUACUGUAGGUAUGCAAAAAUAUCUUGAAAAUGCACUCAACAAAUCCCCUCAAACGAUAUCAAUUAAAAUGAAAACAAAACUCUUACCAAGCAACAUCUUUUAUUGCAAAAAGUAUGUUUUCAUUUCCAGCUGAUUAGGUAAGUACUACAAAAAUGACAGAAAAUAACUAUCGCCCCGUUAGGGUCAGUGCAUUCUGCUAGAUAGAUCCCCAUACUCCAGUCUUUAGGAAUCACCUCAUGAUUCCAGAUCUUAGCAAAGAAAUCGGUAAGCACCAGAGAUGCAGUGGUGGUGUCUGCCUUUAGCAAUUCUGCUUGAAGUGAAUCAAUCCCUGAAGCUUUUCCAUUCUUCAUUGCUUUCAGAGGAUAGUUGUAUAAUAAAAUUAUUAUUGUUUUAGUAUUAUUAUUAUUAUUAUUAUUAUUAUUAUUAUUAUUUCUUUUCAUUAUUAAAAAUCUGCUUGAAAAAGUAUGUCAGUGUCAAAUGAAAUCAGAUAUAGGCUUAGUGUUGAGUUUUUUCUCUUGGUUUAAUAUUUCCUUUAGCUUGCAUUUGAGUGGAAACACAAGAGAACAUCAAACAUUCUUGUUACACACGUAACAGUAUUUUAUUUCUAGCAUAUGAUGUUACUGUUGUACAGAAACUGUUAUUCAGUUAUCUACUUAUUUAAAUGUUUUAGAUGUGUGAUUCCUUGGAGCUCUUGCUGCUUUCUAUCUUAGCACCAACAAUUCAUUGCUUGUGGCACUUAUCAUCUUGGGAAGAGGCUUUUAUUACUACUGUAAGUGAAAGAAUGACAUGAUGAUAACUCCCAAAUGUAGUUCCACUGUUUCUCUACGUCGUUAGUUCCUCAAUUCCAAUAACAAAUCCAUGAGACUUAAUAUAACUUGAACCAAGUUACUGAGCAGUAGCCUUUCUGUCAGGCUAGAGAAAACUGAAACAAAAUUCUUCAUUUAAUUCAGUGAGCAUUGUAAUUCUGCUUUGUAAAGACCACAGGUUAAGGCAUUCAUUCCUUCACUGCCUGUAACUGACCUUUUGGAACCAUGUCCUAGUACCACUUGUGACAUCAUCACUUUUCCUGGACGUAAGUCAGAUGUGACACUUAACUUGUGUUAGGGAAAAGUGGUCUUUCAAACCAUACCCAAAUGAACAAAAUUCAGACCAAAGGCCAGACAAUGGAAAAAUGCAAACAAUUUUUCAACAAGACUCUGUUGAUUGGGCAAACAACAAGGGUACUUACCAUUUGACAGAAAAUUUCUAAAAUUCUGGAUGGAAGGUAAAUGGUAAGGUCACUCUUCAGAAAUUCCAACCAAAAAUUGAGGUGUACGUUUUGAGGUGGUCCAUUCAUUCCGGAUGGUACGUACCAAAUGAAAUGUUGCUUACCAUUUACUAAUUUCUCAGUUCCUUCUUGGUUCCACGCUCACGCCACACCAAUUUGUCCCUUUUUUGGAUACAAACCGUAACAGAUGUGGCAAUUCUGCAGUAAACUGGUAAAUCGCUUACUGUCAUGCUUUUAGCACCCCAAUCGCUUUUUUCUGUCAAAUGGUAAGCACACCGAGUGUUUCUGUUGUCCAUAUUAACAGGGUUUAUAGGGGCUGUGUCAAGACUUUCCAGUUCACUUUGUUAAUAAUACCAUCUACACAUCCUUGUUCGCUAUGAGACUUGAGAAAUGACUUGUGAAUGACAAAACCACCUCUUUGUGUCAAACAAAAUAAUAUGUCUCCUAAGCAUUAAAUCAACCCAUUUCAAACAUUACGAAAAAACAAAAAUAAAAUUCAAAAAAACUGUUAGGCUAAGAAGUUUUCAAAAUCCAUAAUUGCAAUAUCAGUAUUAAUCUUCUUCAAGUUUGUCCAUCCAUGUCUCUGUGCUAUUUAUGCAUGUUGUGUUUCGGGCAAUUAUUUCUAUGUUCUACUCAGUUUGGUGGCAGUUUUCACUGUUUGAAUUUUGAUGAUUUUGUGACACAACUCCUUUAAUUUAGAGAAAAUGUUAGGGCUUUCCCCAGGGAAAGAGAAAAUUUUCCCAAGAAUGAGGUUUCUAUAUUAAGCGGGUGUAGUAGUAAGCAGUUCUCUUAACUUACAUGUUGUUUUUGUUGUUGUUUUAACAGGUUGUUUUUCUUGGCAUGGCUGUUGGUGGCCCAUUAUGGGGUUAUCUAUCUGAUAAUUUUGGAAGAAAAAGUGUGAGUGAAGCUUAACAUAUUUAUGUACAACUUCUUUUAGUUUGUGACUUGUCAAAUGACAAGUAAUUAUUAUUAUAUUAUUGUAAAUAAGAAGAUUAGUAUGAAAAGAAACAAUAUACAUGUGUCAUACAAAUUUGGUCAUGCUGUGAACUCUUUGAACCCAAGAGUCGUUAAUUUGCAUAAGUAGGUUGAGUAUGAUCUUCCGGGUAAAAGUAGUCUGAAUAGGAUUGUUGUCAACAGUGACUGACAUUGCGACAACCUGUGCGGUAAAAUAAAUAAAUAAAUAAUGAUUUGGAGGUAGCACAUCCGCAAAAUGGUUCUUCAUCUACCUGAUUCCUGAUCGAAUUGGAAUUUGGAAAUGUUGGUUUUUGAAGGGAGGGGAGUACCGGAGAACCCAGAGAAAAACCUCUCAGAGCAAAGGAGAGAACCAACAGCAAACUCAACCCACAUAUGGUGUCGGCACCAGGAUUUGAACUUGGGCCACGUUGAUGGGAGGCGAGCGCUCUCACCACUGUACCAUCCCUUGCUCUCCCGCAAGUGUGGUAGUUAUCUUCAGAGUCAAUGUGAGUGGUAUCACAUCAGUUUUUGGUAUGAAACUCUGGUUGUUGCCCUGAUAGGUCAAUUAAGUUGCGAUGUUAUUGGUCAUCUGUCAGUUAAGCCACGAUGUAGCCUGUUCCAGGCUCCAAGAUAGUUAGGUUCACUGAAUUGAGAAAAUGCGAACACACACAAAAAAAGCAGGAGAACAAUGGAGAGAGGAAAAGGCGACGGAGCCUGUAAUCAUUUCUUUAAACGGCUUGUUCCGGUAUACCAGCUCCUGGUAUAACCUCUGAGUGGUUACAUCAACACUGCCAAAGCAGGUCGUUCCUGUCACUCAGAAGGAGGGUGCACAGCUUCCAUGCGUGUGAAGUAGAAGAAUCCACAAUAACUUUUGUGUUGAACAAAUACCGGUAUUUAAGAGAUUUCCUACAUAUAGGAGCGCUGAGGAAGGAACAGAAGACCUAGCUGCCUUAUAAACUUGGCAUGUGGAAAAGAUGUUUCUGCAAUCCUGCCGACCGGCUUCGGUGGCAAUAACAACAGAACAGUUGUAAGAAGAAGUUAUUAACACGGGAGGAACUAUGUGCUCCAGUCCCGACUCACAUUAUCUGUAGAAAAACAAGCUAGAGUUUAAAAAUCAUUGCUUAAAGAGCAGUCUUGACUUAGUCACAAUGUAGUUCUCCAUAUUUAAAGUAGCUUCAGUUUAAGCUGCAAUCCAUUCUUUAAAAUUUGGAUCUGUGAAUCAACAUCUGUGAGAAUUGAACACCCUACAAAAAACAGUAACGAGCUUGGCUCAGCUUGACAAAACAUUGUAGGAAACUAUCACAUUCACAGACAAAAGAAAAAUAGUUUUUAGUUAUUCAGAUCAAGGAGGGACUUUGGAGAAAAUUAAACAACCUAAAUAAAACCUUUAUUUAGCUGCAAAGAAGAACUUUACGUUUCGAAGAAGAUUCUCAUUUCACCAUAGGGCAAAUCAUGCUGACCAGAAACAAUAACUGCAGAAAAUGAAUAUGCGUGUCAUGACCUCUCAGCAUGAAAUAAGUGUCGUUGCCGUAGUUGCUUAAGCUCUCUGUUGUUAGAUUUGCUUGAGUCCGUCAAUAAGUCAUUUGUAUAGUGCAGGUAACUGUUUACUAUGAUUCAGUGGUGUCUGUUCAAUUUUUUAAAGUGUAUGUGUCCUUUAUUCUCGUAACUUGUAUCGUUUGAUCAGACAGUGACAUAGGGAGAAGUUAGUCAUUGGUAAGUUAGGUCUUAAAGAAGGGUUAGGAGAUUAAACCAACAGCUACUGUCAGUGCAAUACAAACACUGCAAAGAUAGUAACCAUUCCAGGUUUCAGUGAAAGUCAUUAAUUUUUCUCUUUUUUUUGAUUUCACAGAUGAUCAUUGUAAGUGCCAUCUGGAUUGGUUAUUUUGGUUUCAUUAGUUCAUUUUCACCUCAUUACAUAUGGAUCAUUACACUACGCUGCUUGGUUGGCGUUGGAAUUGGAGGUAUUCCUUCAAUGUAAGUGAAUAUUUUUUAUGUUUACAUGGUCAGUCCAGAUGCAACCCUAUAAGAUAUAACAGUGAGGUGGUUGUAUCAAUGGGGUUUUAAGAAUAAUAGACUUACAAAUUGUUUUGUACAUUUGUGUUGAAAGAAUAUAGUCAUAAAUUAUGUUAACCUGAGGUGGUUGUAUAAACAGUGUUUUUUUUUAAAACAGUGUUCCUCUGUAGUUUGUUUUGGGUGGAGUUCUACACUUGGCCGUUCUAAACUGUUAUGCACCAUCAUUUAAGCAAUAGAAAAUGUUUUCCAUGUUUGCAUAGCCUGAUAUAAACACAAGAGGGAUUGAGAGAAUUUGAGACAGUCAUGCAGACCCGAGACAAAGUCUACGGUUUGCAUAACUGUCAAGAAUUUUCCCAACUCCUUGAGUGUUAUAUCAGGCUAUGCAAAUACAGGAAAAAAGUUUUCUACUGCUUUUAUAAAUUAAAUGUCUUGAGAAAAAAUGCAAAACUCUCUGUUAUGGCACUGAUUAAAAGAGAAAUUCUCACUAGUCAUGAAGUCUUGCAUGGAUAAUCAGUUCUUGUUUUGCAAAAAAGAGGCUUUCGAAAAUACGCAUUUUUCUCACUUAAAUUGUGUUCUGGAGGUCUUUAAAUGUAAGGAUGGGGCUUAGGGGUGGGGUGGUAGCUAAACUAAAUUUCACAAGGGAAAAUCUGUUGUAUCUUUUUUUUCUUACUUUACCCACAGGUACACACUUCUUAUAGAAUUUCUACCCAUCAAUGUGAGAUCAUAUAUUAUACUUUGUCUUGCUGUAAGUAUUUUCCAGCUUUCUUUGAUAAUAGCUUUUGAUAAUGAUGAUGACUUGAAGCCAUCAAAAUGUCAAGUUUCUUUUAUUUGACUCUGAAAUAUUAUUAUCCUGUGGUUGUAGUAUGUUAUUUGUACUUACAGCUAUUGGUUAGUUGGCAUGACUGUGUAAUAUAUGACUGUAGGACACAUGAUAAUGUGAGUGCCUGGAAAAAAGGAACUCCUAGAAUUUUUUUAUCAAGUCCUGGAGAGGUCCUUGAAUGAAGUUAAAGAAACCCAUAUGAACCAUGAUAUGGAAUGAGAUGCCAAAUAGUUUAAAAAACAUACCAAAGAAGAUCUUCAGAAAAAAACUCAAAGGAGCAUCAUUAGAUAUUUUGAAAACCAUAGACAACUAUAUAGAUAAUGACAAAAUCACGGCUAAUCUUAAAGAAUAUUGACGUUUAUGUCUUCUCUUUCUUAUAUCUAGGUACCUAUCAUAUCAUAAUUAUUCUAUUUUUUGUCCUUUUUUACUCUUUUUUUUUUAAUUUAAUUUUGAGCCACAUUACAUCUUGAAAUCUCAGUACUGUUUGUGAUGACUCUAUCAAAGGCUCUUUUUUUGAGUUUCCCUACAUCUUGGUUUUUUGAACUUUUGGUCCCAAACUCCACAAAGACUCAAAUGUUUUGAAGCAUAGACUCUUAUUAUUAUCAUUCACUACCCUUUUAUUACUCAUAUUCUUUUCUUUGUUCAUUUGUUACUCAUAUCCUUCUCUUUCUGUUUUCAGUUCUUUUGGGCUCUUGGAUCAACUUUCUUGGUCUUUCUUGCACUUGUUGUGAUGCCAACUCUUGGAUGGAGGUGGUUAACAGCACUUUCCACCAUUCCCGUCGUAAUUUUUAUCAUUUUAUGCAAGGUAUGAAUGGGAUUGUUUUGCAGUCUCUGCCAUUUAUUUCCGUUUAUAUUUUGUUAGUGUAUUGAUCAUUGUCAUUACCAGUAUAUUAAAUCUCAUUCUUUUACUCUGAGAAUGUGACUUGAGAACUGGUGGGCCUGGUUUUUUUUGGUGAGAUUUUCCUAGUUAGCUGUUUACUUAUAGUAAACUAUAAACAAGAUAGUACUUCCAACAAGUCCACUCAAUUUGUUGCAUGGGAGGCUGCUGGUGUAAACGCUAGACAUACGACAAAACAGGGUGUUUAAAAAUCAAGGGCAAAUUCAAGGUCAUUCAAUAAAACUUUUAAAGAGUGCAUGGCUAUUGUUCACAGAGUUUAAAACAAUACCAUAAAUAGACUUCAUUGCACUUGUAAAAGGUUUUAUUCAAUUGACCCCUUGUAAAGUAAUGGAGGCAUUGGCUUUACUUUAAGACUGUGUCUUAAUUCAUUAAUCUGGGCCAUGGUACUGUAAUUUUAAUUUAAGAGAACCCACAGUGACAUUUCAAAAGAUUAGGGGGCGUAAACAGUGGUUGGUGUGGUAUAUGUUUCCUGGCACUGUUAUGGGCCUGCAGAAGUUUUAAUACACCCAGUUAAAUGCAAUAGUUGAUGACAAGGAGCAAUAAACUUAUUAGUAGCAUUCUGCAGGGUUCUUGUUAACAUGUAUUUGGCCAGCAUUUCUAUGGUGUAUCGUAGGGCUUGUAGCAUUUGUAUGGAGUGGAGUAUAGUAUUAGGCUUCUUCCAGUGGUACCGUAUUUACCCGUGUAUAAUGCGCACUUUUUUUCCCUGAAAUCGACCUUCAAAUUUACUAUGCGUAUUAUACACGGAUUCCAUUGUUUGAUUCCAAUGAACUGUUCUCAAUUUCGAUCCAUGAAUAAAUUAAAAUGCCUAUUUAAGAAACAGCUGAUCGAGGAUAACAACAUGUGAGAUUGUCACUAUAGCGAUCAUGGCUACGAAACUUACCACUGUGAAACGUCAAAGUUACACUGUGUCCAACAAGUUAAGAGUAAUCCAGUUUGCAGAGCAACAUGGCAAUCGUGCUGCCGAGCGUUAGUUUGGUGUUUCUGAGAGUAAUGUCAGACUCUGGCGAAAAAGUGAAGAAAACUUCGAGAAGAUGCCUCGACUGAAGCGUGCUAACCGUGGAAAGAAACCUGUAUGGCCGGAGUUGGAGGUCGAUCUGCUGGCUUGGAUUACCGAGAAAAGAAAUAACGGUCUUGCCAUUCUGCCAUCAUUUGUGGACUGAAAGCCCUCGAACUAGCCAAGAACGAGAAGUACAGAAUUCCUGAAGGACAUUUCAAAGCUGGCAAUCACUGGUGUCAGCGAUUCAUGAAGAGGAACGGUCUGUCACUUUGACAGAAAACAACAUUAGCACAACGUCUGCCAGAUGAUUACGAGGAGAAGAUAGUCCGAUUUCAUCGCUACAUCAUUGAUCGCCGUAAAGAACACAACUUCCCACUGCAUCUCAUCGCUAACAUGGACGAAACUCCAUUGACCUUCGACAUGCCACCGAAUCGUACUGUAAACAACACCGGCGAGAAAACCAUCAAAAUACGUACCACGGGGAAUGAGAAGAAUCGAGUAACAGUUGUGUUGGCGUGCUGCGGCGAUGGAUUAAAACUGAAACCGAUGUUAAUCUUCAAGAGGAAAACCAUCCCUAAGAUCAACAACAAGCAUGGAGUCGUUGUUUCAGCCCAAGAGAAAGGAUGGAUGGAUUCAGAGCAGAUGAAAGUGUGGAUCGAAAAAGUAUGGCGUGCACGGAUCGGUGGCCUGGGGAGAAGAAAGAACUUGCUUGUUUACGACUCAUUUGAAGCUCACAUGACAGAUACUGUGAAAGCGUCCUUCAAACGCGAGAACACUGAACUUGCUGUUAUUCCUGACGGGUUAACCUCCCUUCUUCAACCGCUCGAUGUAUCUAUAAACAAACCGUUUAAAGAUGGAGUCCGAAAGCAGUGGAUGCAGUGGAUGCAGUGGAUGGCUGACGGAAUUCACGAAUUUACCGCCACUGGACAUCAAAAGAAGGCUUCGGAGGAACUGAUCUGUUCGUGGAUUUCGCAAGCAUGGAAUGCCAUUCCAUCAGAAAUGAUCGCUGCCUCUUUUCUGAAGUGUGGCAUCACAAACAAUUUGGAUGGUUCACAAGAUGAACUGAUUUACAAUUCAACCGAGAACACUCAUGAACUUGAUUAUUCAAGCAUCGAAAACCUAUUUGAAUCAGACUCUGAGUCAGAAUUUGAAGGUUUCGCUGUUUAGGAAUGCGUUGUUUAAAGACACUGAACAUUUUACUUGGUAUCCCAGAUUAGCACUUGGGUUUUUCCUCCUGGGCCGAGUUGUUCAAAGCUGUGUUAAGAUAACCCAGGGUAAGUCCGAGAUGUGAAUUCAGAUUUGAAAGCUUAAAAAGCAUUUCAGUUUGAUUUCUUUACGUCUACAAGUUGAUGAUGGGAAGAUCUAAACAUAACAGAGAAAAUUAUCCCAGAAAAUGCUUUUGAACACAAGAAAUGGGGAAAUGGGGAACACAUUUCACUAGGGAUAUGUGUUUCCCAAGUGGGGGAACACAUAUCACGGGGAUAUGCACUCCUCAGGGAACACACAUCAGGGAUAUGUGCCCCAGGUGGUGAACAACCCACUAGGAUAAUGGUUUCCCAGGUGGGUGUGAACACAUAACACCGGUGGAUGGCGCGGGCUCAGUUGUAGCCCCGCUAUUAACACUAGGAUAUGUGUUUUCCAGGGGGAAAUCACACAUCACUCAGGGAUAUGUGUUUCCCAGUUGUGGAACACACAUCACCAGUGAUAUGUGCUCAGGUGGGGGAACACACAUCACCAGGGCCAUGUGUUUCCAUAGGGAAACAUACCAUUGUGGAUAUGUGUUUCCCAGGUGUGCAACCACACCAGGGAUGUGUCUCCAGGUGGGGGAACACAUAUCACCAGAAUAUGUGUUUCCAGGUGGGUGGAAACACCUGUCACUAGGGAUAUGUGUUUCCCAGGUGGGGGAACACAUAUUACUAGGGAUAUGUAUUUCCAAAGGUGGGGGGAACACGUGUCACUAGGGAUAUGUGUUUCAGUGAGAAGACACUUAUCACUAGGGAUAUGUGUUUCCCAGGUGAGGGAACACAUAUCACUAGGGAUAUGUGUUCCCAGGUAAGAGAACACCUAUCAGUGGGAUAUGUUUCCCAGGUGAAGUAUAUCCUAGGGAUAUGUAUUUCCAAGGUCAGAACACGUAUCAUAAGGAUAUGUGUUGUUUCCCAGGUGAGAGAACCCACAUAUCACUAGGUUGUGUUUCAGGUGGGGGAACACAUGUCACUAUGGAUAUGUGUUCCUCAGGUGGGGGAACACAUAUUACUACGGAUAUGUGUUUCCCAGGUAGGGGAACACAUAUCACUAGGGAUAUGUGUUUCCCAGGUGGGGGAACACAUAUCACUAGGGAUAUGUGUUUCCCAGGUAGAGGAACACAUAUCACUAGGGAUAUGUGUUUCCCAGGUGGGGGAACACAAAUCACUAGGGAUAUGUUAUAUACGAAACUGGGAUACAUUACAUAAUAUUAUUGUAAUCAAUGAAAAAAAAAGGGAUUUGUCUUUGCAUCGAUGGGGUCCUGAGUUUUUGAUGUCAUUGAAUGUCUUGAUAAUUUCCUUUGUUUUUCUUUGAGUUCAUGGACCAGCCGAUUCUGAAAAGACUCAGUGUUAUUUUUUAGUGUGGGCCUACCGCGAACAGUGUUUGCAUUUGUAAGUUUAACGCGGGAUAACAUAAUUGAACAAUAUAUGAACACGUUCCUCGAAACGCUGCGGCCAAAUGUUAUCCAAACUGCUCCUUACUGCUGCUUCAAAAAAUUUCGGAUCAAACGACAUCCAAAUCGUCCCUCGUUGGAUUAUCCACUCAACCUAACAAAAUCAACCAAUCACAAAAUAAGGAAAAGAAAAUGGAUGUAUAAUAAAGAAAACAGCAAAUUCAUAUGUUAGGAAACAUGCAAUUUAAACUGUUUUUCUAUGAUUGCUGCAUUUCGAUCCUCUUGUCAAAAAAAUGUCAGACGCCAAUCAUCUUAGCUGACCUCUUAGGAAAGGAAAGUUUGCUUCAACGGGUUCAAAAGGUCAUUGUUUGUGAUUUGUGAUUAGUGGAUUUCGAUCCGUUUUGUGUGUUUCUGUGUCUGAAGGUUCGUUGCUUGUGAUCUUAUUGUGACCAAAUAUUAAACCCAGCGUUAAUAUUCCAAAUAUUAUUCCCUGGACUUCAGACAAAUUUCGAUGAGGUAAAAAUACUGAAGAUUCAGAUUAACUUUUGAGAUCGUAAAAGUGCGAUAAAGUGCCGUGCUAGCAGAGCUUUCUUUCCCACAUGCCUCUUACCUUGUGCAAGACGUUUACAUGGCAGACAUUCGCCUCGCUUCGCUUCUUUACUUGCCUUGCUUACGUUAGCACGUAUUGCGUGCCUAUUGCACAUUUGCGUCAAAACAAACCGUUCCCAUUACUCUAUUUGGGCCACGCCCAAAUAAUAAUAUUGUUUUAUUAAAAGUGCCCACAAAAUAUCGAGAAUUCUUGUCAACUAUAUUCGUAAAAACAACUGAUUUUCAGUUUGUUUUUAAUUUUGAGCAGAUGCAUACAGUUACCAUAUUUGGAGAGCAUGGCAUAAUGGCUCAUACACCAUGAUGGCUAAGUCAAUCAGAGCUCUAGAAUUGCAUUAUCCAGUGAUUCAGUUUUUAAUUACAAUAAUUUCUUACUGGCUGAAAUAAAACUGUUGUGAUUACCCUGCUGACAACUGGCAAAGCAAAUACAAUAUCAGAUGGCUAAUAUUGUCUUCAUAUUAAUUUUCAGUGGCUGCCAGAAUCUCCGAGGUUCCUUGUUGCUAUUGGAGAGAAGGAAAAGGCCAUGGAGGUGUUACAGAGAAUGGCAAAAAUUAAUAAAGCCAAGCUUCCUGAAGGCACUCUUAAAAUUGAGACCCAGGUACUAUUGCUUUAAAUUCAUUUGUGAAUCUGAGAGAAAUUGAGUCUUGCUGUUUGAACUGUAGAAAAGUUGUUAUUUGUAAGGUACAACAAAACUCUAGAAAAUGGUAGUGAAAUAUGUAGGUCAUUGUAUUCAACAGUGUUGAAUAUUACCUUUGCAAUGGUGACGACGAUGGCCACAAGAAUAUCAAAAAAGCAGUAGGUUUAAUCAACAAAAUGACAACUUGGCCUGUACAUCAUAUUUUUGGCACGUGUCUUUGCCAUCACUACAUUUCUAUGUUACAGGUCAAAUUUGAUCUUAGAUUAAAACUAUUUUACCUAUAUGUUGAUUUUUCAAUUUCCUUUGUCUGUUAGGACUAGAAGACAAACAAACUUAUGAAUCAACUUGCAAUCUUGGACAAAAAGUGUUGAGAAUUUUUCACUUUCUUAACCACAGAAUGCCUAUCCUGUGGAUUUGGUACCGCUAUGGCACUCCUCCCCUCACCCCACCCUGGUCAAAGUUCUUUAGUAGGGAUCAGAAAUGAUCCAGCCAGACUUCAACAUUGUUUCUUUGGGGGCAAGGGGGGGGGUAAUUGUAGUUGCCAGUGCUUUCAAGUCCUUUAUCUUGAAACUAGACAUGGUAAUGUCUCAACGGUUUUGUCUAAGAUUGUACAUGUAGGUUAAAUCAAAAUUGACCUAAAAUCAAAUUUAACCUGUAACAUCUUCACUCUGAUAUUUCUGGAAGCGACAUUUUAUGGAGAACGUAAACACAUUAAUAAGGAAUUUUUUUCCAAAACUUGGGUGCAAUUCUCAAGAAGUAAUUUUUGUAUGUACGAGUCAAUGCUCUUCACUAGCUGCUAAAUUACAGCUUCUGAGGUUCCAGUGUGUACAGAAGAAUCCUGUAUAGCACAGCCCCAUAACUAAGUCUUACGAAUGUGCCAAAUCAAAAUAAUGUUUAUGUACUUCAUUAAAAUUGAAUUACAUGUGAGUUUGCCCUCCAUAGAUAAAUAAAUAUUAAUAUCCCAGAAGAUCUUUAAAAUAUUUAUUGUCCUGUGUAAAUCAUGUUUAAUUGUUAUCAAAAUAAUAUUCUCAUUUUCCUCUUAGGUUAAUGCAGACCAAGGGAGUUUUCUUGUCCUUUUUAACAGAGAAUACAGACUAACAACUCUUCUUCUGUUGUUGACAUUGUAAGUUGUUUUCACUGAUGGUGGUGAAGCAUGCAUGAAAAGUAUGUUUUUAAUUCAGUAUCUUGACAUUUGUUCGGCAUAUUUUAUGACCAAAAAACCUGAGAAAUUAUUUUCUUCUUUUUUUUAGUUUUACUAGUGGAUUUGUGUACUAUGGUGUUGUAUUAAUGACAACUCAGUUAAUGCAGCAAACUCCAGAAAAUGGCACAUCAUGCGAUUCAGGUAUAGCUUAUCUUCCAUGGCAAAUUUGUAGUAGAUUAUUUUUUAACACUUCCUCUCCAUUGGAAAGUGAUAUGAUUAUAACUAUGAACCAGCUGAGGUGUGUGUUGCUUGAUUUGAAAGGUAUUUUUUAUGGGAUGCUGUAAAUCACACGAACACAAAUGGGUACCAGAUACUGAUAAGUGUUUUUUGAAACCCUUUCAAUCUUAAAGUCAAAAUGCAUAUUCCUCACACACUCAUCUGCGCAAUUUGUGUAAUCCUUACAAGGAGAAUUUGUUUCACAAUCAUGUCUUGCCUGGUGACAAACUGUUUUUUUCUUAACAGCCAAUUUUUUUCUAUUUACUAUGAUGACCAAUGCUCAUGGUUUGGAGCACAGCCAUUGAAAUCCACGCAACCGCAGUUAUAUCGAUAAAACAACUGAAAAACCACAGCUUUUUACAUGAAACAUGCAAUUUUCCCAUUCCCAACCACCCUUGUUUUCAGCAAAACUUAAGGAUGAGCAUGAUCAGUGUUCAUACGAGAUGCAAAUAUUAUUAUACUGCUGAAACCUUGAAAAUAAAAAUCAGGAACAGGAUGCUCAGAAAUUUAAUAAAAAGUGUCCAGACAACUGCUGAAAGACACCACAAAACCCAAUGCCCCAACAGCCAACGCUAUUAAAAAUCAGUAAAAUAAUUAUCUGUUAUGGAUAUUUCCUCAAUAAUGAUGAAACUGCUAUAACAACAGUGUUGGGGGACAAAUUGUAGUAAAUUCAAGCUGUUGCUUAUUUGUUUAAUUUUCUUUUAUACGUUCUUCUUUGUAUUAGAGAGUUUAUCAUUGUCUACCUCAACCUGUGGCUGUAAACUUCUCACUUAUGCAGACUACAUUGGCCUUCUAUGGACCUCUUUUGCAGAAUUUCCUGGUAAGUCACUGAAUAUUAUUGUUGCAGGCCACUGAGUAAACAUUGUUCCAUAAGGAAAACUCACCCAAAAGGAUGCUUUUCAUUUUGAUGCCAAGAAUGCAUGAGUAUAAAUUUUCAGAUUGUCUUGAGUGCGUGUCAGCUUGUGUGUUGUUUUAUUUUACUUCAUCAAUUUUCUUUUUCACGGGGUAUGGGAGAAUGAUAACCCUUUGCAUUGAAGGUUACUCUGCACGCUUGUAAAGUCGAUGAACAAAAUUCAAUUAAGUAGCACGUGAGGGAGGCACGCAUCUCAAAGCCCAAAGAAUGUCUGUGUGGGAGUCUACAAAUUAAGAGAAUUCAGCUAUGGGCCAUUUUAAUGCUAGAGAUUUCAUUAUUGUCUGAGGCAUUAAAGUCAUCUUUUGGCCAGGGCUGUUGCUAACAUUUCAAGUUGCCAGGUACAUGUAUAUCCAAUUAUGAGGAGGGGAAUUUUACAGCAAGGAAGUACUUUGGUUCUAUUUGCCUUUUGUUUUCCAUGAAAGUAGCCAUGACUCACGCUCAUAGUAGCCGGGGAAAAUCCCCGGCCCCUGGCUCUUAGUGACAGCCCUGUUUGACGAUUUAAACAUCUAGCAUAAAAAUGGUAAAUAAAGGCAGAUGCAUUUGGUUCUGAGGACUUAAACGUCUAAUAGAUGAGUUUAAUGUCUCAGAUGUUUACAAUUGUUUCUGAUAUAAAAAUCGGACCCCGUAAACUGGGACACAUGCCCAUCUAAUCAAUUUUAUUUUGCCCUGUUUUUUGCUGUUCUUAAGUCUAAUGUGGUCUAACAUCCAUGUGCAACCACCUCUUAGACGGCUUGUAAGCAACCACCUUUAUAAAGUACUAGUCAGAGUAUAAUUGGAACCUCUUCCAAGCAACUUCCUGCCAUUGGUGUGUCUGGCAUUUGCUUGCUGGCCGUUUGACUCUCUGUAAUUUUUCAGGAAUACUGUUCACAAUGCUAUUUAUGGAGAGGCUCGGAAGGAAGAAAACUAUUGCUGGAGAGCUUUUAUUGACAGCUGCAAGCCUGUCAUUGUUGUUUUUCUGUACAGAUAGGUAGGAGAUUGUUUUAAACACAAAAAAAGCCUAAAUUAGUGCCGUGGAACCCUGAUAUAAUGAAGAGCCAAACCUUUUCAUCAUAACGAGGUUUCAUUAUAUCAUGUAUUUUACUAUUACUGGGGCAAAAAAUAUAGUUCAUUAUACCGAGGACCUUAUAUUGAGGUUUCACUCUACAUAACAGUAAAUUAUUUUGCCAAAUAAGUGCAACACAGUGACAAUGGUAAUUUUUGUAAAAAACAAAAAAGAUAAUGUGAAUUAUUAAGCUAACAAAUACACCGAGGCAUCCAUUCAAAGAGCUUUCCUUGACCCUUUCCAUCCCCAGACUGAUCUUCAUAUCAGGCACGGAUCCCACCAGUUUACACCGUUUUAUGGAAAUCGGUCAGAUUUUUCAUAAAAAAAUACAUUGUUUUCUGGAAAAUGGUUUGGAUAAUGUUUUUUUUCAAUUUCCAGGCAUUAUAAAUGUACUGUUUGUACUAUUUGUCAGCUUAGUCUAAUAUUCUGAGUUCUCUAUUUUCAGGAAUCUGACAUUAGUUUUUAUCUUCAUGGUGCGUGGGCUUUCUUUAGGACUUUUCCAGGGAUUCUAUGUGUAUGCUCCAGAGGUUAGAUGUUCUUUGAGUUCAGACUUAAAGAUAGUAUUUCCUUAUAAGCCAUUUUAAGGCAUUCCAAUCAGAUUGAAGACGGUUUACCUUGCCGGUUUCAAAUGUUUCUUGUCUGUUGCAUAGGACAUGGCAAGGAUCUCAUGGAUAUACCCACCACGAGUCCCCAACUACGUAACAUCGAACAUAUUUUUAUAGAUGUACCUUCACUCGUUUCCAUUCCCCUCAAGUUGCCUUCAUCUCCCUGGGGGUGGAUGAAUGGAAAUGAAGGCUAUUGUGGGUAAAUAAAUGCCAAUACAGGUAGAUGAAGUCAACUGCAGGUGUUUGAGGGGAAUGGAAACGAGUGAAGGUACAUCUAGAAAAACAUGUUUGAUAUUACAUAGUUGGGGACUCGUGGUGAGUAUAUCCAUGAGGUCUUUCCCUAGGACACGACAGUUACAUAUCAAGUUUCUAAUUAUCAUUAAAUAUUAACUCUCAUCUUGACCUCUAAAAUUGAAACCUGAGAUUUGUCGCCCAAGCUAGGAGAGUGUUAAUGAUUUUGGAAACUUGAGAUAUAACUGUUGCGCGCCAAACAUGAUUGAACACUGGAAACUAGCAAGGUAAACUGUCUUCAAUCUAAUUCAAAUCGCUUCCAAAACAACUCAAGUCUUAGGAACACCGGUGGCCUGUGCCAUAGCCUGUUUCAGGCUCUCAGAUGGGGGGAAUGACGCGUUAGUGAAAGGCACACGAAAAUAUGAACGCGUGUGCAGACGUGACUAUCUCAGAUGCCUAUCUCUACCUGCACCACAGAUGGAAAUUGGCUUCCCGUUAAGUCUGUCUGCAAAACAGCGCCAACAUCCUUGUUCUGGGUCCCCAUACCACCUGCACACUAGAAUUUGAGUACGCACUGUGAUUGGCCAAUUAAAAGGGAAAUUCGAAAUGCAUUUCUGACGAAUCAGGUGUCUGGUGAUCCAUUGGGAUCGUGGCUCAUGGCUGGAAGUUAGAGUUUACCAGCCAUGAGGGUCUAACUCUGCCGAGGGGCUGGCUUUGCUAAAAGUGGAAGCCCCUGGACAUCCCGGACACCCACCUCCACUAAGUGACAUAGUUGCAUAAUACGCUUGAUUUGAAAAAGCUUUGACUGGCUGUUUUGUUGAAUUGUAGGUGUAUCCCACAAUAGUUCGAUCAGUGGGUUUUGGCACAUGCGCCUGUAUGUCUCGAGUGGGGGCUAUGAUAACACCAUAUGUAGCUCAGGUGAGGACUGUGCUACAAAGCAACUUUAAUUUGUAUUUGUGAAAAAAUUGAAAAAAUCUUCCAUUUUCCCUUUUAUUAACCCUUUUGCCAAAGCUAAAAUUCAACAAAAUUUCCUAGUUAUAAUUUGGUAAAACGCUGACAUGUAAAAGUACUUCCAAAGGCUGGGUUUCAUUUGAAUCAUGAUGUUCAUACAAAAGGAUUUUGCCCAGACUCAAAAGUUGGAAACACCCUAUUACAAACUUUAUGCUUCAAAUUGUAAUUAGUUCAUUUUUCUUUCUUAUGAUUAGGAAAAUUUCAUCCAUUUACUUGUGCUUUUAAAUUGGCUUGAAAAAAAGAAAAAGAAAAGAAGGCAAAACUGCGCUACAUUACAGGAAACAUGGUACAAAUUGAUUAAUUCGUGUAUUUUGUAAAAACGACCAAAAACUCCCUUAAAAAUAACCCUGAUUUAUUGUAAUUUAUUCAACGCUGACCGAGGGUUCUUGGUACUAAUUUCAGUUCCGGUUUUGACCCAGAACGGUGUUACUUAUGAUCGACAAUUGCGUGUGUUUAUUUUUUUUCUGUAGGUACUGGUGAGAGUUUCCAUUAAUCUCUCUAGUGGCGUUUAUAUCGCGUUCUGUGUGAUGGCUUUUUUCGCAACACUUCUUCUGCCUUAUGAAACCAAAGGAAGACCCAUGCAGGUAAGCUAAAGAAAUAUUUAGGGCCUGUUUACAUGGAGAUGAGGCACCCCUGGUAGGUGAUGUAACCUGCUUAGGUGGGGUAACCCGCCUGUCCAUAUAAUCUCUUAUUUUAAUUUGAUCACAUUCACAUGGUAGGUGGGGUAACCAUCUAAGAUAUUAAAUGGACAGGCGGGUUACCCCACGUUAGCAGGUUACCUUACCUGCCUGGGGUCUUCCACCUCCAUGUUAACAGGUCCUUAGAUUACUCUUACUGCUCCAGUGACUUUGGGCUGCUUAUAUGGAGAAAGGAGGGCCACUUGCUUACCCGAGCUACCCUGGGCGAGCAAACAUUUCCUACGUUUCGUUACAAAACCUAGCAAAUUGUUUUUAAGUUGGCUCAGCUAGAAGUUUUCGAUGGUAGGCUCACCCUCCUGGCCGAGCCAACUUUUCUCCAAAUAAACACUUUGACUUGCCCAGCCAGGUCAAAUCGGUCAAGACAAAACACUCAGAGCAUGCACGAGCGCUUUCGUCAGCACUCGGCUCGGAUGAAGUGGCCAAUUUUUUUCUCAUAUAAAUGCUCACUAAAGUUGACUCGGCUGGAAUGGUGACCCUCUUUCUUGGGACAACUUAUUAUCCAUGGAAACGGGGCCUUACAAAGCCCUGGGCCCAGUGCAUAAGUGCUGACGUCGGAUGAAACAACUAGCAUCUGACUAUCAGCCCAGUCAAACUCUUUUUUCACGUCAGACAUUACCAGUUACGCCUGCUGUUAGGUUUUAUGCACCUGGCGACCCUGAUCAGAACCGUAAUUUUGUUUUUAUGCAUUUCUCUUUGUAGGAGAUGUAACCAGUUAUUAUUGGAAAGGUGGCACUGCAAAAUACGAUAAGUGUCGCUUAGCCCGUUCACUCCCGAAAGUUACCAAAGUCAAACUUAACAAAUCUGAAAAACAAGUUGAACCAUGUGAAAGUACUGCCCAAAAGGUUGAAAUUUAAACAUGGGAAUUGCUUAUUUUUCACUUAACCAACCUGUUUGGUGCUGAAUGUGGUAAAUUUGACUACUUUUUAUGAAAAAAGGCUAAUUUGAAACAAAUUGGUAACACAGAGGAUCUCAUCCAUAGACUCCAAAGUUAGAACCAACUUACAAGACUUUCACUCUGGAAGUGAAGAGUUAAUGUUGGGAAACCUCUUACGGUUACUUUAUUUAUAUAUUUCAUUAGAUUUACAGUCAAGGCAGGUCAAGCGUACCCCCAAGAUUCCAUUAAUGAAUUGGUUAUUUGAAAAAUGAAUCUGGUAAUCGUUCCCGUAACUAGUGUCAAAUUCAAAUCGGCAUUCGUGCAUGCGUAAUGAGGUGUGAAUAUUUUAUGAGAACUUCUCUGUAUCGGGUCAGAGAGUAAUAAAUUUAUUAAUGGAACCUUAGGGGGUACGCUUGACGUGGCUUGAGUGUAGUGGGGCUAGAGUACGCUAUUUUUGUGCAUUUUCAACACUUACCCAAACGGUCACAGAACUGGCUGAAAUAUCUUAUAGCUCCCUGAGACUGUAGAAUACCAGAGAAAUGCAAAAAAAGCCAAACAAGAGCAUGGGUGGGUAAAACUGAAGAAGAUUAAAACGGAUUCCACUAAGGUUAGCUUGAAAAAACAGCGGCCAUCUUUUUUCUGGUAUUUAUCAGUGUGUAUGGUGUGACUUUCUUGAGAGUCAUCUACAUUUGCUGUGUGAGAAUGGGUUUCUUCAGUAAAAGGCGUCUCUCCCACCAAUUUAUAGUGCAAAACUCGUAGUUUACGAAAACAUACAAAAUCAUUGAAUCUAGUGUGUCCUCUAGCCCCUUGAAGAUAAAAUUCAAUACCAUCAACUUUCGGUAGAAGUUAAAUACCAAAAUGUUGUAAUUUUUCAAAGGGAAUAAUAUAUUUAAUUCUGGAAAGUAUUGCUAAUUUAUAUAAGAUAUUUUCUUAUUCCUCGGGUGUAAAUAUGUGAAAUUAUCAUAUAACUAUUUUCACGUGCACGAAUGUAGGUGGUAAAAGUGAUAUAAAACCUUUCACUGCUUUCAAUUGGACACAGUUGCUUUGUCACAACUGUAUAUAACCUUAACUUUUUCGGACAUACAGUCGAACCUUCACUAACGGCCACCUCUCCACAAUGGCGACUUUUUUUUCCGCACAGCCCAUACACUCACUCUUGUUUCAACCUCUCUACAACGGCCACUUUCUUCUGACCCCAAGGUGACCGUUCUAGAGAGGUUCAACUUUGCCCUGUCAGGGGCACCCAACAACGGUUUCCUCCUAAGUACAUUGAAAACAGUUUUUAGGCUAUGCAAAGUAGUUUUAGAUCACUAGAAAUGCAUUCUAAGUGGCGCUAUAAAAUUUGUAUCCCUUCGUUCAUCCUAGGGGAAUUUGAGUCUUUUCGAAAUUACAAGGGAUUCAGUAUUAUUUUCCCGAAAAUUUUAGAUGCAAUUUUGAAAGUGAGAAAGUGAGAAUUUUUCUGAUUCUAAGUUUAGGUUUCCUUUGUUUCUACGAAAAAUGGCCUAACUUGGGAAGUAAAAUGCAAAAAUAAAACUUCAGAAAAUCGUAGGGAACUUAUUAGAUAGGCUUCGAAAACUGUACAUGAACCGAACGGUCAUCUGGUCAUCUAGAAAUUUUUAGCCGUCCUCAAGUAAUAGAAAAUUUUAGGCAAUAUUUGCUUCUCCGAACAGAUAUUUUACAGAAAACAGUCGUUUGGUGCCCCUGCCUUGUUAACCCUUAUGGUCCCUAGAGUGAGCAACAUCAAUUUUCUCCUAACAAUAUCCAUACAUUGUCAAGAGGAAAGGUUAGGAGAAUUCAUAAAAUGAUCUCUGAAGGCAAAAUACUUUGAUCUUUUAACAACUCAACUAUUUUUUUAAGAAAAUGUAUUAAAGAUCAGUCUAAGGAAAAAGCCUUUUCCAAGUUACUCCGAGCCUCUACUUCAAAGUGAGGCUAAGUGCGACGCCAUUGAUAUGAAAAUGAUUAUUUUUUUAAAAAUUAAAAUUAUCAUUAUUUAAUUAUUAUUAUUAAUUAUUAAUUAUUAUAAAUAAAUUAUUACAUUAUUAUUAAUAAUAAUCAUUAUUAUUAAUUAAUUAUCAUUAAAUUAUUUAUUCUUAUGUAAAUAGAACUCAUUUUCACAACGAUUUUCUCAAGAAAGAUGUUGCACUUAUUCUCGUUUUGAAAGGGAGAGUUUGGGGUUGCAAAUGGCCUAUUUGUAUAUGGAUAUUGCUGGGACUCAAAGGGCUAACACUUUUAGAUUAUUAUUUUGUUGUUAUUGCAAUGAUUGCCCUUCCUUUGGGGGCCACGCUAACCAUAACGGUUAACGUAACUGUUUCAUGGGACAUUUUACUGUUUGUUUAGCUCCCAAAGGGAGUUGAGUACGUACCGUGUUUAAUCUAUGUAGCCCCCUUGGUGGCUUAUACAUUUUGCCGUGCUUCAAGAGUUGAGCAAACUGUAAAAUGCCAGCGGCUGUAUAAAUUUAUAUUUCAGAUUCCCUUUGAAAUUUCAUAAGUCAGGGACUGUUCUUGUAAAAAAAGGUUGGUGACAGCAUCCCAUUGUUUCUGAACCAAUGCUGUUGAGGCAGUGGGGAGGCGGGCGGAGAUGAGUGAGUUCACACAGGGCAACUCUGAAAUAUCCUCUUCACAAUGGACUCUUCUUGUUUUGCAGUCUAGACCUGGCGUUUAGUCUGUUAUCGUUCAUGAAAAUAUUUUUUGAAACAUUUUUGAUAUCAUAGCUCUAUUUAUUGCCGCGGAAUAAGCUGUUAGGUAUGUAAAAAACAUUAAAAUAAACUAAGUGGG
Messenger RNA from Porites lobata, 24660 nucleotides. The record is from the annotation of a GenBank genome assembly. NCBI's taxonomy places the organism in Eukaryota, Metazoa, Cnidaria, Anthozoa, Scleractinia, Poritidae.